Messenger RNA from Plasmopara halstedii, 726 nucleotides. RefSeq names its product transmembrane emp24 domain-containing protein 2-like. The transcript is spliced from 3 exons. The coding region runs from base 1 to 726 and encodes 241 amino acids. Gene Ontology annotation, cellular component: endoplasmic reticulum-Golgi intermediate compartment; endoplasmic reticulum; COPII-coated ER to Golgi transport vesicle. Gene Ontology annotation, biological process: Golgi organization; endoplasmic reticulum to Golgi vesicle-mediated transport; intracellular protein transport. The record is from RefSeq and is a predicted model, not a curated record. Lineage: Eukaryota; Oomycota; Peronosporomycetes; Peronosporales; Peronosporaceae.
AUGGCGAUUGUACAGCUUAUGCGUUGGGUAGCGGGAUUCUUUGCGGUGCAUGCGGCAGUACUCACGCCCUCAGAUUCGUUUAUUUUACAGCUGGAUGGACACACGGAGGAGUGCUUUCAUGAGUACGUACGUACCAAACGUACGGCGUUUUUGAAGAUCGGCGUACUGGAAUCGUCGGGUGCCUACGACGUCCGGCUGAAAGCGUUUGGCCCAUUUUCUUCGUAUCCAGAGGAGGAAUUUGUGACCAAAAACUUUUUUAAUCAAGUUGUGACUACACCUUACGACGAAGUGAGUCAGAACGUUGAGCACAGCGGCUUUAACUUCGACUCGGAGCACCGCGGCGGAUGGUACCGCUUUUGCUUAGACAAUUCGCACGAUAGUAAGAAGAAGGUAGUUGAGUGGUACACGUCUUUUGACCUAUCAAAUGAGGACGAUUUGGGUGAAGAAGACAAGAUGGACGAGCAGACUCGCCAAGAGCACAAAGAAGGGGUAAAGACUUCUCUUAAUCGACUGAAUACGCUUUUGGAUCUCAUUCGUAAUGAACAAGACUAUUACCGUGUCCGCGUACACCGUCACAUUCAAACAUUGGAAAGUAGCGGCUCUCGCGUAAUCCUUUACACAAUGAUCACUAUCGGUGUGCUGGGCGCCAUGUAUUGUGGACAAUCUUAUCUGCUGCACAAGUGGUUCAGCGAUCGCGGCUUCCUUUCAAAGCGACAGUGGGCGUAA